Molecule: messenger RNA, 5658 nt
Organism: Phalacrocorax carbo (great cormorant)
Lineage: Eukaryota; Metazoa; Chordata; Aves; Suliformes; Phalacrocoracidae
Source: RefSeq, a predicted model, not a curated record
AUGGAAAGGCCCAGCAGGGACAGGGCUCUGUCGGAGCUGGCUGACUUCAUUGCAAGGCCGCUCUCCAUAACCUUUGAGAAGUCGUGGAGAACGGGGGAUGUCCCAGAGGACUUGAGGAAGGCAAAUGUGACCCCUGUCUACAAGAAAGGCCCAAGAGCAGAUCCAGGUAACUGUAGGCCCAUCAGCCUUGCUUCAAACCCUGGGAAAGUUAUGGAACAAAUCCUCACAGACUGGGAUCCACCCAGCUGGAGAGCAGCUCUGUGGAAAGGGACCCGGGGGGUCCCGGUGGACGGGAAGCUCAGCGUAUUUGCUCCGCUGAAGAUACUGCCAAGUCAGUGCCUCCUACCUCUGAAGAUACCAGAUGCCUGCAUUUUCAGGCCUUCUUGGGCUGUUCCUCCUAAAAUUGAACAACUUCCUUUGCCACCUGCAGCCACUUUCAUUAGAGAUGGCUACAACAAUGUGCCUAGCGUUGGGAGUUUGGCCGACCAAGACUAUCUUCAGCUGAACACUCCUCAGAUGAAUACACCAGCGACGCUAAAUAGUACCGCUCCGGCCAGCAACAGCGGAGCAGGAGUUCUGCCGUCACCAGCGACUCCCCGCUUCUCUGUCCCCACCCUACGCACUCCCAGGACCCCAAGGACUCCUAGAGGUGGGGGUACUGCGAGCGGCCAAGGAUCUGUAAAAUAUGACAGCACAGAUCAAGGUUCACCUGCUUCUACCCCUUCUACAACCCGACCGCUUAAUUCUGUGGAGCCGGCCACUGUCCAGCCAAUCCCAGAAGCCCACAGCCUGUACGUCACCCUGAUUCUUUCAGACUCUGUGUUGAACAUCUUCCAAGACCGUAACUUUGAUAGUUGCUGUAUAUGCGCCUGUAAUAUGAAUAUUAAAGGUGCAGAUGUUGGAUUAUACAUCCCAGAUUCGUCUAACGAGGAUCAGUACCGUUGCACCUGUGGCUUCAGCGCUAUUAUGAACCGCAAAUUAGGUUACAACUCCGGGCUCUUCAUUGAGGAUGAGCUGGAUAUUUUUAGCAAGACCUCGGACAUUGGCCAAGCUGCAGAAAGACGACUGAUGAUAUGUCAAAGCAACUUGAUCUCUCAGCUGGGAGAGGGAGCUAGAAGGACCCAGGAACCUCCAAUGAGCCUCCUCCUCCAGAAUCAGCACACACAGCCUUUCACAUCUCUGAGCUGCUUGGAUUAUAUGUCCUCCAACAAUCGUCAGACACUCCCGUGUAUGAACUGGAGUUACGACAGGCUGCAGGCAGACAGUAACGACUCCUGGAUAGAGUGCUUCAAUGCCCUCGAGCAAGGCAGGCAGUAUGUGGACAACCCCACUGGUGGAAAAGUGGAUGAAGCCCUAGUAAGAAGUGCCACUGUACAUUCUUGGCCUCACAGCAAUGUAUUGGAUAUCAGCAUGCUCUCCUCCAAGGACGUGGUGCGCAUGCUGCUGUCGCUACAGCCCUUUCUCCAGGAUGCUAUCCAGAAGAAGUGAACGGGAAGGACCUGGGAGAACAUCCAGCAUGUGCAGGGACCACUCACCUGGCAGCAAUUCCAUAAGAUGGCAGGACGGGGAACCUAUGGCUCUGAGGAAUCCCCUGAGCCUCUUCCGAUCCCGACUUUACUAGUGGGUUAUGACAAGGACUUCCUGACAAUCUCUCCGUUCUCCUUGCCGUUCUGGGAGAGGCUGUUGCUAGACCCAUACGGGGGCCAUCGGGAUGUCGCCUAUAUCGUGGUGUGUCCAGAAAAUGAGGCCUUGCUCGAUGGAGCCAAAACUUUCUUCAGGGACUUGAGUGCUGUAUACGAGAUGUGUAGACUUGGCCAGCACAAACCAAUCUGCAAAGUGUUACGCGAUGGGAUUAUGCGGGUGGGAAAGACUGUGGCACAAAAGCUAACAGACGAGCUCGUGAGCGAAUGGUUUAACCAGCCUUGGGGCACUGAGGAGUGCGACAAUCAUUCCAGACUCAAACUUUAUGCGCAAGUUUGCCGGCAUCACCUAGCACCUUACUUAGCCACUCUGCAGCUUGACGGCAGCCUAUUGCUGCCACCUAAGUACCAAACCCCAGCGCCAGCAAGCCAGACACAGACAGCACCUGGGAACGCUGGACCUGUACCCUCAAACUCAACAUGUCUUUCAGCUGCUGGGGCACCACCAACAGGCAAUUCUUUUAACUCCACGCCCAGCGGUGGGACCACAAGCCUUCCGGCAGGAAGUAGUUCAUCCUCUGGAUCCUCUGUGCCACAGCUGUCAGCAUCUUCUGCGACACCCGGCGUCAACCAGAUGACCACUACCUCUACUCCAGGGUUUAGUGGGAACAUUGGUUCAGGGCAAAACACCAGCACUGGGGGAAGCACAGCAGACCGCUCGCAAGGAAGCACAGGUCCUGGAGGAGACACAGAACCGGGCCAAAACGUACCACAGCAGCAACAAGAAGGACAGGAAGGUGUUACAGAGAGGGAGAGAAUAGGGAUUCCCACUGAACCAGAGUCUGCGGACAGCAAUGCCUAUCCUCCAGCGGUUGUCAUCUACAUGGUGGAUCCUUUUACCUAUACUGCAGAUGAAGAAUCUGCCUCAACCAACUUUUGGCUGUUAAGUUUGAUGAGAUGCUACACAGAAAUGUUGGAUAACUUGCCUGAGAAUAUGAGGAAUUCUUUCAUUCUCCAGAUUGUGCCUUGCCAGUACAUGCUGCAGACAAUGAAGGAUGAACAGGUUUUCUACAUUCAGCACUUGAAGUCUCUGGCGUUUUCAGUGUACUGCCAGUGCAGGAGGCCAUUGCCCACACAGAUCCACAUCAAGUCUCUCACAGGCUUUGGGCCAGCUGCCAGCAUUGAGAUGACCCUCAAAAGUCCUGAGAGGCCCAGCCCAAUCCAGUUAUACUCUCCUCCUUUCAUACUGGCACCCAUCAAAGACAAACAGACAGAGUUGGGAGAAACAUUCGGAGAGGCCAGCCAGAAAUACAAUGUGCUUUUUGUUGGAUAUUGUUUGUCCCAUGACCAGCGUUGGCUUCUGGCAUCCUGCACUGACCUUCAUGGUGAAUUGUUGGAGACCUGCAUAGUUAAUAUUGAUUUACCAAACAGGUCAAGGAGGAGCAAGUUGUCUGCCCGUAAAGUUGGUCUGCAGAAGCUAUGGGAAUGGUGCAUUGGCAUUGUACAGAUGACAUCGCUGCCUUGGAGAGUUGUCAUCGGGCGGCUCGGCCGCCUGGGCCACGGAGAGUUAAAAGACUGGAGUAUUCUCCUUGGGGAAAGUUCCCUGCAGACAAUCAGCAAACAGCUAAAGGAGGUGUGCCGCAUGUGUGGCAUCUCAUCAGCAGACUCUCCUUCUAUCCUCAGUGCCUGCUUAGUUGCCAUGGAGCCACAGGGGUCGUUUGUUGUGAUGCCAGAUGCUGUCACUAUGGGCUCGGUGUUUGGCCGGAGCACUGCGCUGAAUCUGCAGUCAUCUCAGCUGAACACCCCUCAGGAUGCCUCCUGUACCCACAUCCUGGUUUUCCCAACCUCUGCUACUAUCCAGGUAGCACCAGCAAAUUACCCCAAUGAGGAUGGAUUCAGCCCUACGAAUGAUGACAUGUUUGACCUCCCGUUCCCAGAUGACAUGGACAAUGACAUUAGAAUUUUAAUAACAGGGAAUCUUCACUCCUCACCAAAUUCCUCCCCAGUUCCUUCCCCUGGAUCACCAUCUGGCAUUGGAGGGGGAUCUCACUCCCAGCAUAGCAGGAGCCAAGGCGAACGUCUCCUUUCCAGAGAAGCCCCCGAAGAACUAAAGCAGCAACCUCUUGCUCUGGGAUACUUCGUAUCAACUGCCAAAGCUGAGAAUCUUCCGCAGUGGUUCUGGUCAUCCUGUCCUCAGGCACAAAACCAGUGUCCCCUCUUCCUGAAGGCCUCAUUACAUCACCAUAUCUCUGUAGCGCAGACAGAUGAGCUCCUACCUGCCAGAAAUUCUCAGUGAGUUCCUCACCCCCUUGACUCUAAAACUACAUCAGAUGUCUUGAGGUUCGUUUUGGAGCAGUACAAUGCACUGUCCUGGCUUACGUGUAACCCUGCCACUCAGGAUCGCAGCUCCUGCCUUCCUGUCCACUUUGUGGUGCUCACUCAGUUGUACAAUGCCAUCAUGAAUAUACUUUAAUAGAUGCGAAAGCACUUGUUCUUCUGGCUUAUUCUCCCCUCGACCUGAGAAACGUGCCACAGUCUGCAAAGAUCACGAUUUUGCUUCUCUUCAGACCAGUCCUGUGCUGUGCUUCUGUUCCUCCAAAAGCACAUGUGAAUUCUGCAGUGUUCAAAACUAAACUACCCAUUGACAUCUCUGGCAGCUUCAGUCCAAAAUCUGGGAACAUCCAAUAACAGUGAACACAGUGUAACCUCAAGCCAGUGUUAGUUUGGUGGCCCAGUAACUACUGGUCAGUGUGAUUAUUUUUUUUAAUAUUUUAUUUUUUUAAGGAAGACUACAGUAUCUUUUUGCAUUAGGAACUCUGAUAAACAACCAAGAGCAGUUUCAGCCCUGCAAGUAAAAAUACCUUGUAGUGACCAGUUGGGGUUGUCCAAAACUUUUGUUGUUCGAUCAUCAUAAACUGGGACUUUGCAGGAGGAAAAAAAAAAACAAACAAAAAAAACCAAAAAAAACCACCCCAAAACCACAACAACCCACACAAUUGUAAUGUCGUAUAAAUAUUGGAGUUUUCUGUCUGCCUGGAGUUCCUGUCAGAGUGGAUUGGGAUGAAUGCAUGCAUUUGUUACCUGUCCAUGUAGAUAUGAAUGGUCUGGAGAUACUUUAUUUAUUUUUAAGUUUGGGGAGGGGAGGGAUUAAAUUCUAAAGGACCAGGAACAGUAGAAUAUCUUAAAAAAUCCAGCUCCGUUCCACCGUAGGGUUAUUUAUCUACAUACCUCUCACUCGUCUGACCUAGAAAUCAAAAGUGAAGCUAGUAACAAUCAAAGUCCAAGCUGGGAAGGGAGAAUCAUGUUCUGGUAAGGAAAUACUUGUAUUUUAAGGAAUUCUCACCUGCAUUUAGCCUGGUUAAAGCACGGAAUGGCCAGUGUUUGAUGAAGGAUAACACUACCUAGUGGAAGAAGAGUGAGUGAGAGGUAGGGAGGAAAAAUACUUUGAAGCCCAAUGUAAGGGCAAAUGGAAAGUGGUAAAUUAAUCUAUUGUAGAGCUAUGAUUGAAAUAUAUUUCCAGUAAAUUUAGUGAUGCUAGAAAAGUAUUUACUGAAACCCAAGUUGCCCUUUAAUUCUGGGCAGACUCGUCCAUGUACACAUCCAAAAAGAUGGUUUUUGUUUACACUAAAUCAGUUACAAAUCUGGUGUAUUUUUUCUGACUAUAGGAAUAUUAUUUCAAAGAAAUAAUUUUAAAAAAUUAUAUCAUUAAAUUAGUACUUGAAGUUAUACCACUGUGGUGGAAAAGUUACUUUGUUUAGUAAAAUGAUUGCCAUUUUAAAGGUUAAUGGCUAAUUGAAGUAUUUUUAUGACUCCUUCAUUCCAGGCUUCAAGGGGUUUAUAUUUAAACUCCAUUUUCUAAUGUUUGUUGUUGCACUGUGCAGCAGGCAUGGACUGCCUUACGUGAGGGGUCGGGCACUUUGAUCAGGCUGUGUGACCUAGUUAUCUAUCUGUGGAGAAAAACCUACAAAUUUUAAAGUUCUUCCAAAAGACUUUCAUGUUCUGGUUAAAAAAAAUGAAA